AUGUCAUCAACCACACCGGAUAUCUCUUCUAUACCAGUUCAGCCGACAAUAAAUUCUUUUACUAGUCGAAUUGUGUCAGAUGAUGGUAAUGAUUCAAUGAAUGAAGCUUUAGAUGCCACUAAUGGUAACACAGAUAAAACACCAGUCAUUGAUGCCAAUGAUAGAGAAUGUGAUAAUGCUGACCCUGAAGAGUGUGAAGAAAGUAAUGAGAAAAAGAGGCAAAAGACAUCUGCUGUUUGGUUAGAAUUCAAAGAAGUCACUCUUUCUGAUGGUUCCAAAAAAGAGAAAUCAACAACAAAUGAUCAACUUUCAGCAGUAAACACAUGUGGUGAUGUACAGAUACUACCUGCUCUCACAGAUGGCAAGUUUGAUAUGGUAAAGAUGAGAGAAGCAGCUGCACAUUGGAUACUUAUGCACGAGCAUCCUUUUUCGAUUAUAGAAGAGGAAGGUUUUAACAUGAUGCAAAAACGUGGGAUGCCUGAAUGGGAAAAGGUAUCACGCAAUACUAUUAAAAAGGAUUGCAUGCAAGUUUAUGAAGCAGAAAAGAAGAAAUUAAAGGCAUUGUUGAAGACUAUCAGCAAGAUUAGUUUGACAACAGAUUUGUGGAAAUCAAGUAAUCAAAAGAUUGAGUACAUGGUUCUUACAGCACACUUUGUAGAUUUUAAUUGGAGAUUGCAAAAGCGUGUUAUUAGCUUUGUUCACAUACCUCCUCCUCGUCAAGUUGUUGAGAUUGCUGAUUAUGGCCUUUCUGAGAUUAAGAAUGUGAUUGGUGAUGUUCAUGAAAGUGUCGAUUUUAUUAAUCAAAAUGAGGCAAGACUUAACUCAUUUUCUGAUAUAGUACAACAGUUACAGUUACCUGAUAGGAAACUCAUUCUCGAUUGUAAAACACGUUGGAAUUCGACAUUCGAGAUGUUGUCGAUUGCAAUCAAAUUCAAAGAAGUGUUUUCGAGACUCAAAGAGCGAGAAUCUCAUUAUGAAUGUUGUCCAAGUCAUGAAGAUUGGGAAAAGGUGGAGAAAGUUUGUGAGAUUUUAGAAGUUUUUAAUUCAGCCACUAAAAUCAUCUCUGGAAGUGAUUAUCCAACUUCAAACCUGUUUCUGAAUGAAGUUUAUCGUGUGAAAGUGUUGUUGGAUAAAAGGAUGAAUGAUGAAAAUGAAUUUGUUCAAGCAAUGGUUCGUAAGAUGAAGAGUAAAUUUGAUAAGUAUUGGGGAGAAUGUAAUUUGUUGAUGUCUAUAGCAGCAAUCUUGGAUCCAAGGUGCAAAAUGAGGGUGAUUGAGUUUUGCUUUCCUCGAAUGUACCCUGAUAGAGAAGCAAAAGAAAAUAUUGCUAAAGUUCGAGAUGCCCUUUAUGAGAUUUAUGAUGAAUAUGCUCGUGAGUAUCAAUUUGGCAAUGAGCAUAGUGCUGAAACUCAAGUGCAUGAUAAUGGUAUUAGUGGUAUGAAUAUAGAAGCUUCUUCUUCUGGUUGGUUUGAAUUUGCAAAUUAUGUAAAAUCAGUUGAAACUGCUCAACCACAACAAUCUGAUUUAGAUGUCUACCUACCUGAGGGCUGUUUUAUCUAUGAAGGAGAUUCCACUAAGUUUCAUGCUUUGGAAUGGUGGAAAGGGAGCACUUUGAAGUAUCGUAUUUUAUCCAAGAUGGCUCGGGAUAUACUUGCUAUUCCUACCACUACAGUGGCUUCAGAAGCUACCUUUAGUGCAGAAGGUAAAGUUAUUGAUACUUAUCGUGCUUCUUUAUCUCCUGACACAGUGCAAGCAUUACUUUGUGGAGGAGAUUGGUGUCGAAAUCUUCAUGGAGUGAAGAAGAAGAACAAAAAAGAGAAGAAAUCAAUUGAGAUUGCACUCAAAAUCUCCUAA
This is a messenger RNA of Durio zibethinus, 1851 nucleotides long. Lineage: Eukaryota; Viridiplantae; Streptophyta; Magnoliopsida; Malvales; Malvaceae. The record is from RefSeq and is a predicted model, not a curated record.